Messenger RNA from Neurospora tetraspora, 3787 nucleotides. RefSeq lists its product as uncharacterized. Gene Ontology annotation, cellular component: nucleus. The coding region runs from base 320 to 3370 and encodes 1016 amino acids. The record is from RefSeq and is a predicted model, not a curated record. Gene Ontology annotation, molecular function: DNA-binding transcription factor activity, RNA polymerase II-specific; RNA polymerase II cis-regulatory region sequence-specific DNA binding; zinc ion binding. The transcript is spliced from 2 exons. NCBI's taxonomy places the organism in Eukaryota, Fungi, Ascomycota, Sordariomycetes, Sordariales, Sordariaceae. Gene Ontology annotation, biological process: positive regulation of transcription from RNA polymerase II promoter by galactose; DNA-templated transcription.
CACGACGGUGGCUAGCAACAGAAGGAGCAAAAGACUGCUAAGAAAGGAGGGGAUUCUGAGGACGACGGGACGUUUGUAUAAACCCAAGACCCCCAGGUCUUUAGGACAUUCUUCUUUCAUCAGAAUCAAGCACUUCUACCAAGCAUAUCUUUGGGUACCCCGCUAACUACUUUUCUUUACACUACACCUAUCCUCCGCAUUCUUGGCAGUUGGCACGCUCGAAUUCCAUUUCUAGAAAACCAACAUCCUUGACCACCGACAAGCACAAACACAAAAAGCCACAACCCCCAAGCGUCAAUGGACCGAGACCGUGGAAUCAAUGGAAGCUCGAGCUGUCUCUGGAGGUGAACAUGACCAUGGCCUCAUUCCCUCCCCGCGCAGCCCGCGCGUGGCCAACGCCUGUGACGUGUGCAAACGCCGCAAGGUCAAGUGCAACGGCGAAAAGCCCUGCAGCUACUGUGUGAGCCGAAAGCUUCCUUCGUUAUGCCUUUACUCACCUCCAAGACAGCGAAGGCCGCGCGGCCCUUCUAGGCUGAGUGGGAGACAGGGAGGAGGAGCCCAGGAGGAACCAUGUCACACAAGUAGAGGUGGUAGAGGUAGCUUUGAUGGAGAUGGCGCACUACAUUCGGCAUCACCGCAACGGGACGAUUGCGAUGAUGCUGCUCUUGAUCCAGCGCCAGCGGGCUCUCCACAUGCCAGGAACUCGAGCAGAAGCAGCAGCAAACAGACGCCACCGGCCGUGACAAAAGAGUCGGAAAUUCCAAGCCGCACGUCUUUACCAGGGGCAGCUCCUGGCGGCGGUAGCGUUGGCAGCGUAGGAGGAGGAGGAGGGUCGCGGUCCGGACAGUUACGGUCAGAGUCACAGUCACAGUCAGGGUCUCAUGAACAAGAACGACAGGAACCACCACCACGGCAACCAGAUUCAGGUUCCGGCUCAGGCCCAGGGGCAGAAGCCCACAACGAAGAAAUAAAAGUUCCCCGCGAAGGCCGUCUCCUCGUCGACCCUCAAGGAAAACUAAUCUUCAUCGGCGACUGCGCCCCGCUCUCCUUCUUCCGCACCGUCCAGAGGCUGAUCACCUCGCGCAUUGAUCCUGAUGCCUUCGCGCCCGAGAAUAGCGGGUACUCGGCUUUGGAGAAUAAUGCGUCGUAUCAUCCUAGGGCAUCUGCUGCCUUCAGUCUGGGUGGUGGUGGUAAUGGUGGUGGGUAUGGUGGGUUUGGUUAUAGUGGUGAUGGGCGCAGCCGAGGAUUUGGACCUGGACCUCCCCCCGUCCAAACGUCGAUUAUUGAGUCGGUUGUUACUGCCUACUUUCAGAGCACGGCGGGACUCAUUGGUAUCUUUGAUGAUCAGGCGCAGCAACCGAGGCAGUUGAUUGAGGAUAUUGCUUCUUGGGCGGUGCAACUUCGUCGGUCAAGGACGGGAACGGGGGCGGAGACUGGGGCGAGCGAGGAGGGGACGUUCAUGGGAGCUGGAGGAGGUGGAGGCGUACCACCAGGAGGAGACGCCACUUCCGCCGUCUUUUAUCUCGUCCUCGCGAUCGGGCUGCUUUUCCAAAAGAAAAAUACCAACACCCACACCAAAUCAUCCCCUUCCCCGUCCGAGCCGUCAGAAGUGCCGGAAUCCUCCUUCUCCGAAUCCGAAAGCACCGCCCAAUGCUACUUCGACCACGCCCGCGACCUCGCCUUUGCCAACCUAACUGGCAACCUCGGCCUAGCCUCGGUGCAGUGCUUCAUGCUCAUCACGCUCUACAUGCUAGGGGCGUGCCAGAUCAACGGGGCCUUCAUCUUCUUUGGCAUCGCCGCGCGCUCGGCCUUCAGCAUCGGCAUCCACCGCACCGAGGUCAACGCGCGUUUCAGUCCUGAGAUCCAUCGCCAGCGCGACCGGCUGUGGAAGAGCCUGCGGGUGGUGGACCUGUUUCUUAGCACGUCCAUGGGCCGGCCGCCCGCGACCAGCGACGUCGACUGCACGGUGCUGUACCACGCCGUCGACGGCGAGGGGCGGGAACAGACGGAUCCGGAUGCUAGUGGUGAUUAUUUGCUGAACGGGUCGGCGCAGAUCUUUUUGAUCAUUGAGGGGAUCGUGUUGGAGGUGUAUUCGAGACGGAAAAUCUCGCCGCAGCUGACGGAGGGCAUCUCGAGGCAGCUGAGGGAGUGGUCGGCUAGGUGGUUGCAGCGGCUGAAGCGCGUGAUUGAGGAGCGACCACGGCCAAGCCCGAGGCAGACACCGCUGCCGAGGGCGGACCAGCGUGGAGGGUUAACGGCGGCGGGGGCAAUGGUCAACGGAGCUUGUCAGGUGCUUGCCUCGUAUUAUUAUGCAGUGAUUCUAGUGUCGAGGCCGUUCCUCAUGGUUGAACUGAGGCGAAGGCUGGCGGAGGGGUAUCCGGCGGAAGCAUUUACGGCAAGAGAUGGGCUGGUGACAUCCGGCAAGUCCAAACUUGCGGAUGCUUGCAUUGAUGCUGCCAGUUUGAUGGUCGAUCCGAUCCAGGAUCUCAUUCAAAGGGGCUUGAUGACUCGGCGGGCGCCCGUGAUUGUGUCAUGGCUCUUUGCCUCGUCGCUUGUCUUGGGGCUAGGUCUCUUAGGAGGCUUCGGUCGUAUCAUCGAAAAGUACUGCCGCGCCUCCAUCGCCGCGCUGGAGUACUUUGCCGAAGCCGACGCUCACGCCGUGCAGUACUCGCUCAUCGCCAAGUCCCUGCUCAACACGGCCUUGGCCUAUUUAGAAAAGAGAGAGAUGCAAGACCGGCUUCGAAGAACGGAAAGCUCUUCUCAACUAUUCGGUCUCAUACCCCGUGGUGACUCCGGGGACGAGACUACAAACGACGACAACCACAAUCACAACACCACCAACAACAACGACCACGAAGAUCCCAACACCUCUAAUUCUUAUCAACAACAACAUCAACACGACCAACAACCCCACUACCAGCGAAGCAUCCAACACACCAAUCCCUCAGUAGGAGGACAAUUCGGUGGUAUCCCUGGAAGUCUUCGCGGUGGCGGUAGUACCCACAAACAACAACAAGCCAAACCAUCAUCAUAUCCCCCGCACCACAACUCCCACCACAACCACAACCACCACAACCAUCAUCACAAUUCCUACCAUCAUCAUCACCACCAUGCCCAUGCCCACGCACAUACACCGUCAUCUUCGUUUUGGGGGAACCGCUUCAACAACAUGAAUCAUGACUUCGACUUUGUCGGACACGAGUCCACUGCAACCACCUUUCUCGGCAUGACCGAGUCCCUCCCGCGCACGCCCGAGUUCUCCAUCAUGGGCGGAUCGCUGGAUUCGGACGCUGAUCAGAUGUUUGGAGCGCUGAAUUUGUUUCCGUUGUUGGAGACGGAUGGGCAUAUUGAUUUGGCGAAUUACUUUUGAGUUUUGCGGCCGGAGCAAGAAAAAUCUGACGUUGAACCGGGAGGGAUUGUGCAUGUCAUCAUCUCUUCCGUACCAGCGCUCUAGACUGAACAUAAACAACAACCGACCGUCAAACGUUUCCGCUCCUGAUAUUUUGACAUUGACAGGUCGUCGUGAUACCUACUUUGCUGCCUCAAUGCGCUCGCUUGCUCCCUGUCAAAAUCGGUCAUCGGGGGCGGGAGCGGGAGCGGGUAGAUACAUGCGUUUGACACAAUGACACAGCGGGCGGCACAAUGACACGGCAGUGGCAGUAAAUGUACAAUCUAAUGCGGUUUGUUUGUUAGCUUGGUACUCCUGGUAUGCUAGACGAGAUCUAUCCCGAAUUGUCCCAAACCUCACAAAGCUAAAAUGAAUGGCUAAGUACGGAUCGGAAAGGCA